This is a messenger RNA of Exophiala xenobiotica, 1718 nucleotides long. RefSeq lists its product as uncharacterized. Bases 37 to 1437 code for a protein of 466 amino acids. The record is from RefSeq and is a predicted model, not a curated record. Lineage: Eukaryota; Fungi; Ascomycota; Eurotiomycetes; Chaetothyriales; Herpotrichiellaceae. Gene Ontology annotation, biological process: positive regulation of mitochondrial translation. The transcript has a single exon.
CCACGGCGCAAUUUGCAAGCCCUACGGCCGUCCUCGAUGCGACAGACACUCAGCUUUGGGAGCCACUUUGUCUGCUCGACCUGUCGAAAGACCGGCUACGAUGCUCUUCGCCAACCCGGCUUCCGACCUCUCCAUGCCUCUCCAAUCUUCCAGCGUCCGCGCAGACGAGAAUUCUUCUCUUCGAACCCUUCCCUCCUGCGGCAAUCUGCACAGCUCACAGAUGAGCGCAAAGAUGAGGCGAAAGAAGAGACAGCCGUAGCAUCGCUGGUACAACAGGCACAAAGAAGGAAAACAACCCGCGCCGCAGGAACCAAGACAUCGCUACGAAGAGUUGGCCUUGAAGCACAACGUUCAAAGGCGGGUAACCUGAUCCGUUCGGGCGCAAAACCGCAAGAUGAGAUAGGUACAUCGAAGGUCGUCACUGCAUACGCUGUUGCCGACCAAUUCGACUUGAGUAAAGUCGUCGAGAUCUUGCGUGCUAAGGGCUACGAGCCCGACCCUCUCGGCACCGGCUUGUUCCCACAAGUCGUCCACGUCCAAAUCCCCAUAUCUUCCAUCUACCGCUCUACGAAUCCCAGAGCAAUUGACCUUUCGUCGACUGAGGUCGGUGACGCCUUCAUAUUCCCCUCCGGCACACUUGUAACCUGGGCCCUCCCCGAAGGAUUUACUUCGUACUUCGCAACACGCACGCUCCUCCCCGCCGCAGAGAAUCCGCACAAAGAACCCAUCGAGACAGAAGACCUCGAUUACAUCGAAGAUCCGAACCGCGAGCACAGCCUGAUCCGCGGCGAUACCAUCAUCCUGGGCACAAAAAACACCAAUCCCGAGCCAAGCAACGACGAACAAGGACACGAAAGUCACUACCAAACCGUCGACACAGUCCUUACGAAAAUCGCAUUCUCAUCGGGCUUCGCGCGGAGCACCAAACUCGCCGUCCUUGAGACGAAUUUGUCCACCUACCUCGCAUCCACCGCCGAUAUCCCCGCACUCUUGUCCAAGGGUUCACGUCUGCCCUUCAAGCUGUCCCGUCGCUUCAUCCUACGCAAGACAGGCCAACUCCUCCUCCUUCGCGCGCAAUUGAACUUGUACUCCGAACUCACGGACUCAUUGCCCGAUAUUUUCUGGGACUCGCGCCACGAACUCAAUCUGGAGAACUACUACGACCAGGUCGGCCGGGCGCUGGACGUGGGGAUACGGAUCAAAGUUCUGAAUGAGAAGAUGGACUACGCCGCGGAGAUUGCGACCGUGCUGAGAGAAAGGCUGAGCGAGAAGCACGGGUUGUUUCUUGAGUGGAUGAUCAUCGUGCUCAUCGCCGUGGAGGUAGGGUUCGAAGUCUUGCGGUUAUGGAAGGAAGGGUUCUGGGAGGAGGUAUGGCAGGACCGGAGGAAAGUGAGAAGGGGCGAGAGCGAGAGGAUAAUAGAGGAAGAAACUUCAUGACCCAAACUUAGCAGUCUUGAUGGCAGGACUGUAUCCUCCUGCAGGACUGAGACGAGAGCAAGCGAUUUGAUCUCGGCCUCAACUAUGACACGAUAUAAGGUGACAUAUGGUAGAUAGACACACACAACUCACUUCUUACUUUCUUCCAAGGUGGGCUGGGGCGUGCACCUUCAAACAGCCGGGGCGAUAGUGGACACAUUAAAGCAGAAUAACUAGAAUACAUAGUCAUAACCAGUUGUAAACAUAGCAACAGCCGGAAUAACCGAGAAUCUCACAUUGGA